Messenger RNA from Selaginella moellendorffii, 2544 nucleotides. Its product is annotated as auxilin-related protein 1. Gene Ontology annotation, biological process: clathrin-dependent endocytosis; clathrin coat disassembly. The coding region runs from base 142 to 2448 and encodes 768 amino acids. NCBI's taxonomy places the organism in Eukaryota, Viridiplantae, Streptophyta, Lycopodiopsida, Selaginellales, Selaginellaceae. The transcript is spliced from 8 exons. Gene Ontology annotation, molecular function: clathrin binding. Gene Ontology annotation, cellular component: cytoplasm; vesicle; intracellular membrane-bounded organelle. The record is from RefSeq and is a predicted model, not a curated record.
GGGCGCCCAUCGCCCACGCCCAGUGUGGAGGGCGGAGAUGGAGACGCCAAUGCUGUGAGUGAAUGAAUCGAGGUACGAUUUAGCGGCAGCGCGAGGUCGCCGAUCUAAUUGCGCGCCGGAUCUAGAUUCUAGAUCUGGGAGAUGGAGGAUUUCGCGAACUUGCUCCACAGGGAUUAUGGCAUCAAGCCCCAGGGCAAGAUGGCUCCCAUGUCAGCUGCCAAGGCCACGGCAUCCGCCGGGGGUGAGCCGGCGAUGAAGGGUAAGAGCAGCAGCGGCGGCAGCAAUGCUAGAUCGGCCAGAGCUUCCUUCGGAGACGACGAUCUCUUCUUUGGUUCCAAGCCGCGCAAUGCCUCUUCUUCCUCGGAGCCGCUGGGUGGAUCCUACGACGAUGUUUUCGGUGGUCCGCCCAAAUUUGCUCCUCCCAAGCACACAUCGUCCUCCGCCCCAUCGGUGCCUGUCUACGAGGACAUCUUUAGAUCGCAGCCGCCGCCUCCGCCAUCGUCGUCCUCUUCCAGAGAUCACUCUCUCCCGGUUUUCGACGCUCCUUACGAGGAUGAUAUCUUCGUGGGUGUGCGAGGGACUCGCUCCUCCUCGGGCGUUUCUUACGACAAUGUCUUUGGUGGUGGUGGAGGAGGAGCUAGCUCCAGUGAAAGCCCGACGGAUGAUCUGCUUGGGGGAUAUAGAUCGGGACCAAAGACCAAACCUCCUCCGCCACAGUUCGACACUGGCUCCACACCUUACGAUGAUGACCUGAUACCAGGCAUGGGAUCCGGGUACUCUUCUUCCAAGCAGCCAGAGCCGAGCUCUUUCAUCUCUGUCGACGAACCGGCCCCUGCUUCGACGGAGGUAGACCCUUUCGCCGGUAUUGAACCCGAUCCAUUCUCUGGCGUACCUUCUGUUUCAGAUCCUUUGGAUCCCUUCACCGGCUAUCCAAAGUCAGUUAGACAAAGCUUUGGUUCUUCCAGGAAAGCCGACGUGGACAACGAUAGUGAUGAUUCUUUGCCAGAAGGAAAAGAGGAAGCGGUGCAGGAAGAUUAUGUUCCGGCGAAGGACUACGUCCCGAAUGAAGAGUACAUUCCAGCAGAUAGUUAUGGAUCAGGGGACUUCACGGAGGAGGGAACUUCUCGUGAGUUUAAGGAACCUUGGGUGACCGUUCACAGUGUGCGGCUCUUGACCGACCCUACAGUAGCGCCGCCUCCUUCCCGACCACCUCCUGGUCUUGGCUACCACGAGAGUCCGUAUGUGAAUGGUCGUCACGACUUUCAAGGGGGACUAAGUGACGAUGAGGACGAGGCAGAAGCAAGAUACAAGCUUGAGAAGGAAAGAGAGUUGCAGAGAAAAGCGGAAAGAGAAGAAGAGGAACGCAUACAGAGAGAACGGGAGGAAAAGGAGAGGUUGAGGAGAGAACGGGAGGCUGUUGAAAGAGCUACUCAGGAAGCGAGGCAGAGAGCAGCGAAACAGGCUCGUGAGAGAGUCGAGCGAAUUGCUGUGGAGAAGGCGACGGCUGAGGCUCGUGAAAGAGCAGCUGCUGACGCUAGGCAGAGGGCUGCUGAGAGAGCAGCAGCCGAGAAAGCGGCUUCGGAAAAAGCAGCGGCCGAGACUCGAGCAAGGGAACGAGCAGCAGUGGACAGAAUCAAUGCUCAAGUGCGCGAGAGAGCAGCAGAAGAAGCACGAAUAGCAGCAGAAAAGAAGGCGGGGGAACGAGCUGCCGUGGGAAAGAUCAAUGCUCAAGUUCGCGAAAGAGCUGCUGAAGAAGCACGUAAAGCUGCUGCUGCGCAAAACAAAGCGAAAGAGCAAAGAUCAUCGUCUGACGACUUCGAAGGAGGUAUCUUCGGCCGCGCAACAAGUGCUCCCAAGCAACGACCUCCAACUUCGGAUUUCUCGAAGCCGUUUCCUUCGAGUGAUAAAAGAGGCUCCUCGGGCGCGCCAGUGAAGAAAGUCUCAUCAGUCUCUGGCAUUGAUGAGUUAACGAAUUUAUUUGACAAUCCAUCUUCUCCUUUCAGAGAGAUAGAUGGUGAAACACCUGAUAGAAGGAAGGCUCGGCUGGAACGGGAUCAACGCACACAAGCACGAGCAAGACAAGCUCUGGACGAAAAGCAUCGGAGAGAUUUGGCGACCCAGAGAGAGCAAGCGGAGAAACACAGAGCUAGCGAGACAUUAGACUCGGAGAUAAAGAGAUGGGCUGCAGGGAAGGAAGGAAAUCUUCGUGCCUUGCUUUCGACCCUGCAAUAUGUAUUGUGGCCGGAAUGUGGGUGGCAACCCGUUUCCCUCACGGAUUUACUUACUGGAGCGGCCGUGAAGAAAGUGUAUAGAAGAGCUACUCUGUGCGUGCAUCCUGAUAAGGUGCAGCAGAAAGGAGCGACGAUCCAGCAGAAGUACAUCGCAGAGAAAGUGUUUGAUUUGUUGAAGGAAGCUUGGAACAAAUUUAACUCAGAAGAGCUUUUUUGAUUGGCAGGGAUCGUUGUUUCGCAUUUUCUUCUUCGCAGGUAUUAUUGUAAAUGUGGUGGUGAUGCCAAAUAAACAAAGAUAUCACAUUUUGAGGCU